AUGGACGAGGCGAUACGAAGGAAGCUUUUGGCGGACGGUGAGGGAAUGGGUGAUGAGCGGCGAUUGAUCCUGGUGACGAAGAUGUUCAUGCGAUGGAGCACCGACGGUAGCGACGUGACUCUGCGAAAACUGAAACACAUGCUGCAACAGAGUGAUACUGCCAUGUAUAAGACGAUGUUGGUUAACCAGGCGAUCGCCCGCGAGUCAAAAGAGUGUUCUGACCUGGCGGCGAAGGUACAGCAGCAGAUGAUCCAGGCGCAGACGCGCUUCGUCGAGUGGAAGCAACGUUUGAAGGAUGCACAACAGGUGCGUAAGUACCAACAAGAGUAUGAACUGAUCUCAGAGAUGAUCAACAAGUACCCGAGUCGGGCAGAAAUGAAUCGUCGUCUGGAACAGUUGCGCGAGGACCUGCGUAACAGUGCUGAGCGCCGCAAGCACUGCGAUGCUGUGCUCGAAAUCCGCCGUAAGCAGGCACACCUCCUUAUGAUAGCGUUAAACGAGCUGAAUCACCAAAGAUAUUGCCUCGCCUCACCGGUGAUUAGUGCUUAUAGUACAGUGCCAGUUCUCUUCGUCAGCACGAUCUUUACCAGUGAAAAUCACUAA
Molecule: messenger RNA, 603 nt
Organism: Soboliphyme baturini
Lineage: Eukaryota; Metazoa; Nematoda; Enoplea; Dioctophymatida; Soboliphymatidae
Source: the annotation of a GenBank genome assembly